Diaporthe amygdali is the source of this 639-nucleotide messenger RNA. Its product is annotated as exosome-associated family protein. The record is from RefSeq and is a predicted model, not a curated record. Gene Ontology annotation, cellular component: nucleolus; exosome (RNase complex). The transcript is spliced from 2 exons. Gene Ontology annotation, molecular function: DNA binding; RNA binding. Gene Ontology annotation, biological process: regulation of gene expression; maturation of 5.8S rRNA. The coding region runs from base 1 to 639 and encodes 212 amino acids. Lineage: Eukaryota; Fungi; Ascomycota; Sordariomycetes; Diaporthales; Diaporthaceae.
AUGGCUGAUGUGUCGGACAUUACACCACAUCUCGACCGUCUUGACGGCGACUUGGACAAACUCGAGGACUCGCUGAAGCCGAUCCUGAGCAACCUGGGUGAAGUCGCCUCCACGCUGCCUCUACUGGACAAGGCAAAGCUCUACGUUCUCGCCACAUAUUCCAUCGAGACGGCGCUGUUCUCGGCCCUGCGCCUAAAUGGGACAGAUGCCAAGGAGCACGCGGUCUUCAAGGAACUCGCCCGCGUGAGGCAGUACUAUGAGAAGAUCAAGAAGGCCGAGGAGCCGCCCGAGCAGCGGACGCAGAGCGUGAAUACGCAGGCUGCUAUUCGUUUCAUUAAAGCUGACCUGGCUGGUGACAACAAAGACGUGGAUACCAAGUUGAAGGAGCAGCUGGCAAAGGAGCGCGCGAAGGCGGCUAUCCAGGCCAGAAUGAACAAGAAGCGCCCGGCCGAGGACUCGGACGCUGCUUCGGCCGUCGCGGACCUGAUCUCCGCCGAGAGCUCGAAGGCAGCGGGGGCCGACAGCUCGGCUGUGAACAGCGCCGCUGAGGAUGGAGAGGUAAACGAGCCAGACAGGAAGAAGUCGAGAAAGGCUAGAGGCGGCAAGAAAAAUAAGAAAUCCAAGAGGGACACGCAAUGA